AAAAGUACGGCUGAAGUAACAAGUUUUGCAGCUCGCGCAGAUCGUGGUUCGUUGAUCGUGGAUCGUCUGUUGUACGUAUUGUACGUUGCAAGUUCGUAUCGUAUCGUAUCGUUUCGCUUUGGCAACCAAUACAAUCUACAGUUUAUUUAAAACAACUUGUCAAGCCAAGGCAAUGAGAGUGCUUUAACUCUUGCAGUCAGCAAAGAAUUCCUGGCAGUUCCAUAAUUAUUAAAAAUCACAGUGUGCACGAGCAUGAGUGUGUGUUUGAGGAAAGCAUAAAGAAAAUAAAAAUAAAAAUUACACGCCUCUACACAUCCGAGGUACAUACAUAAAAUAUAAACAAAUCAUCUCUCCCCAACGAAAAUCGCCAGCAAAAUUCCGGCAUUGAACGAGCUGCAAAGAUGAAUUUCUUUGUGAUUGGCUUUCUGAUCAUGCAGGCGGCAAGAUUGGCUUGCGGGACGUGCGUUUUAGCGUCCGAUUUUGGUUUCAUACUCGAUUGUAACUUCAAAAAGUCUGGACUGUUUCGUGUACGAAAUUUGGGUGGCCUAAAGGCCCAUUUCGGUUUAGGUUUCAGUGUCGGCGAUGAGCUGGGCUUCCCGGAGUCGCUGGGAAAUGUGGAGAGCGUGCGUCGGCGUGCCAUCAGCUACAAGAAUGGAGCACCGCCCGAGAGUGUGGGAGUUCUGUCGGGGGCACAGCAACAGGCCACUCCAAAUGCACAGCAAUCGCUGCCAGAUAAACGCAUCAGUUCACGCUCCACCGGACCCGUGCCCUACAACCUGCAGCUGCAGCAGCUCCAGCAGAGCGCCCUUGCAGCGGCCAAGGCCCAGCAGCAGCAACAGCAGCAGCAGCAGAAAAUGAAGCAACUGCAACAGCAAUUGCUGCAACAUCAGCAGCAGCAGCUGCAGCAGCAGCAACAGCAGGCACAGCUCAUGACCGAAGCCCGUCCGCUGCCGCUGGGCGUGCCCGCCUUCCGUCCGAUACCCCAGAAGCAGCAGCAGGACUUGAAUCCGGCUCCGACAACAGCAGAUCGGCGUGUGGCAGUGGAUACAACGGAGCCGCGAGUCAGUGUCAACAAUAAACUCUUCCAUGCCGUAGAUAAGCCACACUCGAAUCGAACCUUCCAUGCGGACAAUCCAGUGGUCUCCCAGCCCGUGGCAGUGCCCGUCUUCCAGGCCAUGCCGGAGUCCAUUGCCCGCAUAGCGAAUGCGGCCAAGGAGCAUCGCCAGGCACCGCCGCCGCCGCAGCCUAGUUAUCCCAAUUAUCUGCAGUUUGAGGAGCCCAAAUUCGACCUCAAGGAUGUGACUGUGGAGGAGCUGGCCUCGGCGGCCAAUGUCACGGUGGAGACCAUCAAGCAUGCGAUCUAUGUGCGGGAACAGCAGCUCAAAGCGGAGCACAGGGCACAGCUGGCGGCCAAACUGAGGGAGGAGUUCAUGCGCACCUCCACGUUGAGGACCACGACCACAACGACGGCAACGACACCGAGCACUCCGCGGCCACAAAAAUCGAUGGCAGAGCACAAGGUGUCCAAGGUCAUGAAUGCACCCAAGGAAUAUUAUCCUGUGGGCUACGACAAGAACUUCGAUGACAACUUCAAAUCCAAGGUGGAUCUGCCGCCCACGAGCUUCUCCUGCGCCAAGCAGAAGCACUUUCCGGGUCUCUAUGCCGACACAGAUCUGGGCUGCAUGGUCUUUCAUGUGUGCGCCCUCACCGAUGAUGGUUUGGUGCGCAAGUCCUUCCUCUGUCCGGAGAACACGCUCUUCGAUCAGACCAUACUCAAGUGCAACUGGUGGUUCUAUGUCGACUGCAGCUCCAGCACCAGCAUCUACGACUCGAACAUUCCCAUCUCGAAGAGCUACCAGCUGAUGAAGUCCCUCACGUACUUCUCCAAAUUCAACAAUCAGCGCAGCAAGGAGCAGGAGGGCGACAAGGAUGAGAAUGCCCUGGAUAUAGACUCACUGCGGGAGUCCAUGGAGGGUGUAUCCCGCCGCCAGGAGCUGGCCAAAAAGGCCGAGCUAGAGCGGGAGAAGCAGGAGGAGCGGCCGAAGGCUGACCACGAGCAUGUGGUGCCCGAGGAGGGGGAUCAGCAGCUGUCCAACUAGAAUUAAGAGUCGUCUCUCCAACCCUAAUGCUAUCUGAGAUCUAGGUUAAGAGUUAACGAUCGAGCGUCAUAGUCAAAUCUUCCACUGGUUUUCUGUUUAGUCUGUCCCAACAUUUCGCACGGGAGGAGCAGGCAGCUCCUGUUUAGUACCCUCCUUAGACAUAGUCCUUGCUAGCCUCGUAAGUCGAUAAUCUCUAGUGUUAUUACUAUUUAUUUAUUGUAUUAUUUACCCAACAAUUACAACACAAAAACUCUGUUUGUUUCAAUUUAUAAAUGUUCCAUUUCGA
Drosophila guanche is the source of this 2385-nucleotide messenger RNA. It is a transcript of the gene mtg, whose product is annotated as mediator of RNA polymerase II transcription subunit 15. Gene Ontology annotation, cellular component: extracellular region. The transcript is spliced from 8 exons. The record is from RefSeq and is a predicted model, not a curated record. NCBI's taxonomy places the organism in Eukaryota, Metazoa, Arthropoda, Insecta, Diptera, Drosophilidae. Bases 402 to 2099 code for a protein of 565 amino acids. Gene Ontology annotation, molecular function: chitin binding.